Molecule: messenger RNA, 2238 nt
Organism: Ochotona curzoniae (black-lipped pika)
Lineage: Eukaryota; Metazoa; Chordata; Mammalia; Lagomorpha; Ochotonidae
Product: FERM and PDZ domain-containing protein 4-like
Exons: 14
Cellular component (GO): cytoskeleton
Molecular function (GO): protein binding
Source: RefSeq, a predicted model, not a curated record
AUGUUAAUCUCGUACCCACCGCACAGCCCCGCCCCCGACGACGCGGCCCCGCCCGCCCCGCGCACGCUCGCCCUGCGCCGCGACCCCGUCCUCGGCUUCGGCUUCGUGGCCGGCAGCGAGAAGCCCGUGGUCGUGCGCUCGGUCACGCCGGGCGGCCCGUCGGAGGGGAAGCUGUUCCCGGGCGACCAGAUCGUGCGCAUCGACGAGGAGCCCGUGGCCGCCGCCCCGCGGGAGCGCGUCAUCGCCCUGGUCAGAAGCUGCAAGGAGUCGAUCGUCCUCACGGUCGUGCAGCCGCUGCCGUCGCCGCGCUCGGCCUUCAUCUCGGCCGCCACGCGGGCCCGACUGCGCUCGCGUCCCGCCCGGGUGCGCUUCGCCGAGGACGUUGCUGCCUCCGCCGCCACCGCCGCGGGGGGAGACGGGCGGCCUGAACCGGCCCCCGGGAACGCACUGCUGUUCCUGCCCGACGUGCUCAAGGUUCACCUGGAGAACGGGCAGACCAAGAGCUUCCGCUUCGACGGGCGCACGCGCAUCCGGGACGUGCUGCUGACGCUGCAGGAGAAGCUGGCGCUGCGCGGCGUCGACCACUUUGCGCUGGCGCUGGAGCCGACGGCGUCGGGAGAGGCCGGGCCGGCCGAGCUGCUGCUGCUGCCCGAGCAGGAGACGCUGGCCCGGGUGGCGGGCCGGCCCGACGCGCGGCGCAUGCGGUGCGUGUUCCGCGCGAGCUUCGUGCCCAAGGACCCCGUGGACCUGCUGCGCCGCGACCCCAACGCCUUCGAGUACCUCUACCUGCAGAGCUGCAACGACGUGGUGCGCGAGCGCUUCGGGGCGGAGCUGGACGCGGAGGCCGCGCUGCGUCUGGCGGCGCUGCAGGUGCACGUGGCCGCGCUCGGCGCCCGGCGGGGGCGAAGGUCGGCGCUCAAGUUCGUCGAGAAGGAGUGGGGCCUGGGCGCGUUCGUGCCGCCGGCCGUGCUGCGCGUCAUGAAGGCCAAGAGCGUCCGCAAGGCGCUGGCGCGGCUCGCCAAGGACCACGAGCACCUGGCGCCGCCCGGGAGGAAGCUCUCGGCCCUGCAGGCCAAGGUGCACUACCUGCGGCUGCUGAGUGACCUGCGCCUCUACGGGGGCCGCGCCUUCCGGGCCACGCUGCUGCAGGCGCAGCGGCGAGCGGAGGUGACGCUGCUGGUGGGGCCGCGCUGCGGGAUCAGCCACGUGGUGAACGCGCGCACGAGCCUGGUGGCGCUGCUGGCCGACUUCAGCCACGUGACGCGCGUGCGCCUGCUGCCGGAGGAACCCGGGCCGGGCGUGCGCGUCGAGCUGCGCGUGCUGGACGAGCAGUCGCUGACGCUGCUCAUGGCGGCGCCCGACGCCGUGACGCUCGCCUGCCUCACCGCCGGCUACUACCGCCUGCUGGUCGACGCGCGGCGCUGCAUCUACGACGCCACCGCGGGCGGCGAGGACGACGGCGACGACGUCACGGGGGGCGAUGACGUCACGGGGGGCGACGACGUCACAGGGAGCGACGGCUACGACGCCGCCGCCGCGGACGGACGCUUCCUCUGCGCCGCCGCGGACGGGGACGAGCUCGCCGUCACCCGCAUCGACGACGUCAUCGGCGGCGGCUGCUACGACGUCGUGGCCCCGGGCGGGCGGCGCUGCUUCCACACCGCCGCGUGGGGCGCCUACGACGUCAUCGGGCUCGGCGGCGGCGACGUCGUCACCCGCAUCGAUGAUGACGCCGACGACGACGUCGCCAACGGGUCUGGCUACGAGGUCGCCGCGUUCGAUGACGUCACGGGUAUCGGUGACGUCACUAGAGAUGACUGUGACAUCACAGGGAUCGAUGACGUCACGUGGGUCGGCGGCGGGGUCGGCUAUGGCGUCGCCGGGAACGGGGAUGACGUCACGGGGAUCGAUGACGUCACAGGGGGCGGUGACAUCACCAGCAUCGACGACGUCGCGGGCGACGACGGGAACGCAGGACUCUCGGCGCCCGGGACGCCGCCGUCGCCGCCAUCGCCGCCGCCGAGCGUGGCGUUCGGACCCGCGGACGACAUCAUCGACCUGACGGCGCUGCCCCCUCCCCCGCGCGGCAGCCGCGGCGACGGCGACGACGACGACGAGGAGGACGACGACUUCCUGCUGCGCCGCCUCAACGCCGCCAUCGCCGCGCCGCCGCCCCCCGCCUUCCGGGACGCCGCGGCCUCGGCGUUGGGACCCACGGGCGCGUCGAGCGACUGCGCG